CUGUCAAGGGUUCGAUGACCAUGGCUACGUACUGUCAAACCUUGCGGAACAUUACUGAUUGGUUGGAUGACGUUGACGCCCCGGUCUCUGAAUCUCAACUUGUGCUCCAAAUGCUUCGCGGGCUACCCGAAGAUCUCCAGGCUCAUACAUCGUUCCUACAAUUCCAACAACCGCUGCCCACGUUUCUUCAGACACGAUCUGCCCUUCUGCUCCAAGAUCGGCAAUGGCAAACCAUCACGGACGACGCCGGGACGGCCCUCCUGGCUGGCCGAACCGGCGGCCCACCUUACGGCACCAGAAGCGGCGGCUUUGGGCGUGGCAGUGGCUCGCCUGGCAGCGGGCACAGCGGCGGCAGUGGCGGCCGCGGGCAGUAGGGGCGCAACUACGACCGUGGUGGAGGCGGACGUGGACGUGGACGAGGAAGAAACUCUGGCUUGCAACGACACCCGCAUGACGGCUACGUACCUUGGAACUCACCGCAUCCCAACCCGGGCUCGGACACAGUUCACUCACGACAUCCUUGAGCGUGCCGACAUGAUUACUUGUCGUCCCAUCUCCACUCCAGUAGAUACGAAGGCUAAACUGUCUGGCACAUCCGGCUCCCUGGUAGCCGACCCAGCUCUCUAUCGCUCCAUCGUUGGAGCCCUCCAGUAUCUCACAUUCACCGGGCCAGACAUCUCCUACUCUGUUCAGCAGCUCUGUCUCCAUUUACACGGCCCCCCGAGAUGUCCACGUCGCAGCUAUGAAGCAGGUCCUACGCUAUCUCCGUGGCACCUCCACCUACGGUAUGACCUCCCUCCAAGCACAGAUUCUCUUUAGGCCUACUCCGAUGCUAAUUGGGCUGGGUG
Cuscuta campestris is the source of this 848-nucleotide messenger RNA. Lineage: Eukaryota; Viridiplantae; Streptophyta; Magnoliopsida; Solanales; Convolvulaceae. The record is from the annotation of a GenBank genome assembly.